AUGGAGGGAAGGGUUUUCCAGGAGUACGAUGGUGUGUUCGAAACAGACUACGUGAUCGUAUCCCUACUCUUCAUGGUAUCAACCGUGAUCUUCGCUGGCGUGUCUCUGGUCUUCGAAGUCAUCAAUGCCAGGAUGGUUCCAAUAAAAACCAUAAAUGGACGACCAGGACUCUUCAUAUGGAAUGGUUUUGGAUUACUCUCUGGCCUAAUUUCGACUAGCAUCUUCGCUUUCCUCUACGCCAGCGAGCUGAAAUACGAAUGCCUAAGCAAAGCAGACCGUGAAGACAGGUUCUCCACCCAUCGUGUCAUCCUGGGCUACUCAUUUUGGUUUCUAGUCGUCUGCGAUGUCCUCUUCCUCGUCAACCUCCUCCUCGUCUACAUCACCCAGCUCAUCGACGAGCCCCCAAAGUUUAUCAAACGACGUCGAACAGCCGAUAUCACUCUCGAACCACAGAAUAUGGAGUUUAAAGAAAUGAUAGUAGUAGUGUCUUAGACAGAUCAUUCUGCCUCCUCCCGGGGGAGUCAGUGUUUCAUAAAGGAACUUAUCCGAUGUUAUCAUUUGACAGAGUAUGUUUUUGUUUUUAGGAAACAGUUACCAUAGGAACUGGGCUUCUCAGCCAAUCAAAUUCGAGGAAAGUGGUCAGAUCUAAAAGCUUGUCAGACCACAAAUGUUUGAUGAAACACUCCCCUGAUCGAUCAAAUCGUCCAGUAUCAAACUUUUGACAUUAAGCCCCUUUCGCUUAGUAUACUAUUCAGAAAUUGCCCACGGUGUCUGUUCCAAUUCUUAACAUUUUGGAGAAUCUUACAGUGUUUUUUUUAACCACAAUUUGAGUGUAACACAGUCAACAGGCCGACACAGUUACAACGGUUUCAAUGACUGUUAUAGCAAGCACCAUUGUUUCUCAUAAUCAUAGGGCACUAUUACCUCAAAAACUGUUUUUUUUUUAAAUCAUUAUUAUACUCGGAAAAUUUGUGCUGAAUAUCGUAAAGUUUAUAAAAAAAAAAAAACUUUUACUUUCUCGUUAUGGCGAUUCUCUAUAUUCUUCCAGAGUCGCUCACCGAUAACUUAACUCCAACUAACAUCAUACAAACAAGGCUCUAACACCGGACCUUACACAGGGGUACCAUGUGCCUAAUUAAAGGUCUGAAAAUGAAAUGGGAAGUUAGCAGGGCCUGAAAUGAAGCAAAAACCGCGAAGACGGCACCCCAACUAUAACAUCCAGAGACUGUCCUGAAUAAACUUGUCAAAGUUUGGGUGUUGUCAUGUUUAUUGGAUUAAUUGGUGGAUCAAAGGAUCAUGCACGUCACUUCUACCGCUCCCGUGGCAGAACAACCUGAAAAGUGUUCAUGAUGCCACCUGUAUUCUGAUGUUAGUAGAUUUCAUAGUUCAAUUUUCAUAAGUUGAAUGCUCCUAGUAGAAUGUAAGAUGUUAAAUUCAGAUAAUGUAUUGCAUAAAUAUUGUACAUUUCCAAAACCACUAAAAAAAUUAAGAAAUUGCGAUUCAUGUCUUUUUUAUGAGGUUUAUUACCAUUCACACAACAAUAAUAAAAAUAUUUCUAUUAUGAUAUGAGUUGUACAAGCCUAUGACUGGAAUAUAAUGCUGUACUUGUCAUACGAUAUAAGUCACUUGCUCUAUACAAUAUUCAUCUCAAAUUUAUUGGCACAUCUUAAAUAAUACAUAUAUACACUCAAGAACAUUACAUGAAUACAACUUUAUAUCAAAAACCCCCUUUAAAUUCCUGAGGUAUAUUUUCCACUUCUUGUAGACAUUUUCUUGGUGCUCGAAUAUAUUCAUUCAUCCAAAGGUAUGGUUUCAAACUUUGUACUUUCACUAGUCUAGUUGCAAUGUCAGGCAACUGGUUGCCAACCUCCAUGUUUGCAUACAGAUCUUUCUGCAAUAUUCAUUUAAAUAACAUGAAAAUCUUUCAAAUAAAGGUUAACUUUACAUAAGUCAAUCGUCCAUAAGUAAAAUAUUUGCCACAGUCGAAGCAAGCUUUUUCAGUCAAGAUGAUUCAAAACAUCUCUUACAUACAUCUUGUAGGUUGAAUUUCUCCUAAGUUAAACAGAUUUCUGUGGUCCAAACAGAUUUGACCUACGCAAAGUUACCUGUACUUAGACACUGGACUGUUCAUCUAGAAUAUAUCUACAUAAAGGUAGCAACAUCUCAUGAUUUGUCAUUCUGUGUCCAUAAUUCAAUAAAUACCUGAAUAUCUUCAAUGGCAAAAAUUUAAAUGCUACUUUUGGUCCACCAAAUGAGACCAUCCAUCGCACUCCUCUUUCUUAUAAAGUUAUCUGAUGCCAAUAUAGAACUAUUGAUACAUGUAAGUAGAAUUUGGCUAUCCCAGUUCAAUUUCGAUACCAGCACAAGAUGGUGUAUAUCGCUAUGUCGGGUCAGCACAUAACAAAAGUAUACACACCAAGCAAUUAAGUUUGCCCAAUUACUUAACGAUAUUAAUAUUCUAUUCUUGUAUAGCACAUAUUGUGUCAAUCAUCUAACAUCUCUAAGCAAAUCUGACUUUGUGUAUUAUCCCGGCUUUAGAUGAUUUUGUGCCAAUAGCGUGCAACAAAUUGAAUCAGGUUUUUAUUUGAAGUAGCUUUCAGAUUUACUGCAUUGAUACAUUGAAGCAUGAAGCUACUAACGUAGUAGCUUGGACUAGCUCCAUGAUUAAAGAUUAAUGACAAAUUGACUAGGCAAGAUGAGUGAGGACAACAAUUUCAUACUUGAAAUAUGCCUAUCUUGAAACAGGAAAGUCUUUCAAGCUCUCUAUCCAUGUGACAAGUUGCAAAAAAGAGCAGAAGAGAUAUUUUUUCUAGUCUGGAAAAAUGACAAUUGCCAGACAUAACAACAAGUAAAGCACAUGUCUGUAGUCAAGACUAAAAAAUCAUUGUAAUUCGAGUUAUUUCCGGUUACAUUAUAUAAUUAGAUCCAAAAAUUCACAUUAUUUUGAUAGCAGAAAACUGAUAUAAUUCAAAACAGAGUCAGUGUUUUCUAUUUGACAGUAUAGAUUGAAAUUAGUAAUAGAAUUCAUUUUUUUUCUUUAUGGAUAACAUACAUUUACAAAGAGGAUACACUUUCCUGGUAUUAUCUCAAUCAUACUAGAAGAAUUCUAUGAACAUGGCAGUGGUAUAUUAAAAAACACACACACAACAGACUUGUGUGCCACUAAAGGCCAUCUCUUUCUGUCUUCUAAAAUCAUUGGGCAAAUUAACAUUUUGGGUAAUAAAAUAUUUCAUUUCAUUGAUCUAAUAAACUGACCCCUCCACAUUGAAACAGCAAUUGAUUUAGGGAGGAUUUCAUCCAUUGUAACAUUUGCUUUAUACCUUAAAACAGGCCCUCCCCAUUCAUUCCAAAUUUUCACUACUGAUACAGUACCUUAUGUUCUGUUAUUCUUUUGAUAAAAUGAUUGGCUUCUGACUACUUUACUAUUUUCUAAACCUUACUAAGAAUAGAAUUCCCCCCGAACUCAGAAAUUUGAAUAAGUGCUUAUUUUAUAUCUAUUUGAAAGGUAAAGGGAGAUAAAUUUGUCUUUGUUUAAAAUACAUGAAAUAAUUCAAUUUCAAAGUCGUUCUUGGGGUCCGUAGACUUAAUCCAAAUAUGGGAGUUUUCAAUAAAAUAAAAACAGAAGUUCAAUUAUAAAGCAUACC
Lytechinus pictus (painted urchin) is the source of this 3644-nucleotide messenger RNA. Its product is annotated as clarin-2-like. The transcript is spliced from 3 exons. The record is from RefSeq and is a predicted model, not a curated record. The coding region runs from base 1 to 492 and encodes 163 amino acids. NCBI's taxonomy places the organism in Eukaryota, Metazoa, Echinodermata, Echinoidea, Temnopleuroida, Toxopneustidae.